AUGGAGAAGCAGCACAGCUGCGAACAUCAAGAUGUCCUCGAAAAGUAUGACGAUUCCUCUGUCGCCGACUCCCUCACCCCAGAAGAGUUGGAGCAGGAGAAGAAGCUCGUUCGCAAGAUUGAUCGUUACAUCCUGCCCUGCAUGUGGCUCAUGUAUCUCCUGUCUUACAUGGAUAGAACAAACAUCGGCAACGCAAAGAUUGCCGGCAUGGACAAGGACCUCAACCUAGACUCCAACAAGUACUCCGUCGCCCUGACCGUCUUCUUCGUCAGCUACGUCGUCUUCGAGGUCCCCUCCAACAUGAUCCUCACACGCACCAGACCUAGCCGCUACCUAGCCACCAUCAUGUUCCUCUGGGGCGCCGUCACCAUCGGAAUGGCAUUCACGCCCAGCUACGGCGCGCUAGUUGGCUUUCGGUUCGUCAUGGGUCUCCUGGAAUCCGGGUUCGCGCCGGGCAUCCUGAUGAUUCUGUCGUCUUGGUAUCGCAAGGAGGAGCAGAGCAAGCGUUUUGCCGUGUACAUAUCCGCAGCUAUUCUGUCCGGUGCGUUUGGCGGCCUGCUCGCCGGAUCUAUUACCAGUGGUUUGCAUAAUUCUCAUGGAAUAGCUGGGUGGCGUUGGCUGUUUAUCGUUGAGGGUGCUGGGACGAUGGGCGUUGCGCUCGUCGCGGCGUUUAUUCUGCCUGAUUUUCCGAGUAAUACUUCGGAUCGUAAGCUCACUGCUGAGGAGAGGAGGUUGGCGAUCCGGAGACUCGAGGUCGAUGCUAGGAGUCGUCCUGCGGAGGAGGAACCACGGUUGAGUCAUUUGCAGGCUUUGAAGCUUAGUGUUGUGAAUUGGAGGACGUGGUUGCUCGUUGUUGGCUAUAUGGCAAUAGUCGGAUCAUCCACCCUGUCCUACUUCUAUCCCACGCUGGUCAACGGUCUAGGCUACCAAGCCAAAGAAGCGCAGUACAUGACCAUUCCCAUCUUUGGCGUAGCAUUCGUCGCCACAGCCAUCACAGGCUAUCUCGCCGACAAGAACGCAAAAUGGCGAGGCGUCAUCCUCGGCGCCAUGAUGACCGUCGCGAUGCUCUGCUCGGUCAUUAUAUGCGCCGUGUACAACGUCAAGGCGAGGUAUGCCCUCCUCGUCAUCAUGGCAUCGGGGCUCUGGGCCUCAAACGGUCUUGCAUUGUCCUACGCGUCCGUGACAUUUUCGUCCAUGCCAAAUGAGACAAAGGCUGUUUCGUUGGCUCUCGUUAAUGCUAUGGGGAAUCUGGCGCAGAUCUAUGGAGCUUACUUGUUUCCGUCUGGGGAUGCGCCCAAGUAUCUUACUGGGUUUGGUGUUAUUAGUGGCAUGUGUUUGACUGGUGUUGCGGCGUACUUUUCGUUGCAUGUGCUUCUUAGACGAGUCGCACGGCGGACGGCAGAGUGA
This is a messenger RNA of Pochonia chlamydosporia 170, 1407 nucleotides long. RefSeq names its product vitamin H transporter. The record is from RefSeq and is a predicted model, not a curated record. Bases 1 to 1407 code for a protein of 468 amino acids. Gene Ontology annotation, molecular function: transmembrane transporter activity. Gene Ontology annotation, cellular component: membrane. NCBI's taxonomy places the organism in Eukaryota, Fungi, Ascomycota, Sordariomycetes, Hypocreales, Clavicipitaceae. Gene Ontology annotation, biological process: transmembrane transport. The transcript has 3 exons.